AUGUAUUCGAAUACCUUUUACGGCGGCAGCAGCAGCCGCCCUGGCCCGACUGGGUUUGGCCAGCAACAACCACCACCACCACCACCACCACCACCACCACAACAACAACAACAACAACAACAGCCCCAACAGCAGCCUUUCCCCGGAUUCUCUCAACCUCAGCAGCAAAAUCUUCAGCCAGGCGCGUUCAUGCCGCAAGCUACCGGCUUUGCUGGCAGCAAUCCGAUGCAGCAGAUGCAAAUGCCAAUGCAACAGCCACAACCUACCGGCUUUCCGCCUUCGCAUCAGUUUACUGGCUUCCCUCUUCAAAAUCAACAACCCCCAAGUGCAGUCACGGCGGUGACUCAACAGCAGCUGUCAGCGCCUUUGCCAAACCCUCCACAUGAAACAGGCAUGACUUCGACACAGAUUGCACACUCCUUUGCGCAGCCGGCAACUCCAGCUGUUCCGGCGCAACAACACGCUUCUUCAGGCUCCAAGAUUCCGAAUAUGCGCCUUUCUUUCAUCACCGCACAGGACCAGGCGAAAUUCGAGCAGCUUUUCAAAUCAGCUGUGGGGAAUAAUCAGGCGUUGGAUGGAGAAACGGCGAAGGAUCUACUUAUGCGUUCCAAGCUGCCUGGAAGUGAUCUUUCGAAUAUUUGGGUGCUUUCCGAUACCACGAAAUCAGGCCGCCUCCUCUUCCCCGAGUUUGCGUUGGCGAUGUACCUCUGCAAUUUGAAGCUAACUGGCAAGGAGCUUCCAUCUGUCCUUCCCGAGCGCAUUGCGAAUGAAGUCUCCAGUAUGGUCGAUAUCAUAUCCUUCGCUGUCCCAGAUGCUAGACCUGCCCCUCCUCAAACGAAUGUACCGAAAUUUGAUGCUCCGCUGAUGCAGAACGCAUCCGCACCGCCUGCACCGCAGCAACCCCAGCCACAACAGCCAUCCAAUACCCAACUGCUCUCCCAAUUGACCUCCCAGCCCACCGGAUUCUAUAACCAGGCCACUGGUCUUCAACCUCCUUCGAUUGUGCAGCCUCAGCAAACCGGAUUUCCAGCCCAGAAUGCUGGUCUCCGUCCACAACAAACUGGGUUUUUGAGUAACACUCAGCCAACUGGUUAUAACGGACCACGGCCACCUAUGCCGCCUAUGCCUACAGGAUAUGGCUCGGGCCUUUCGCCAUCUCAGACUGGGCUUGCCCCUUUGAACGCUCAGCCAACUGGGGUCCCUGGCCAAUGGGGUUUUGUCAACGCUCCAGCAACUGGAUUGCCGAACAUCGAAGCAUUACAGCAACGAUUGAUGCCUCAGCCGGGACGUGAAGGCGGAUUCACGACGCAAGGCCUAUCCGGGAACGCGACGAUUCCAUGGGCAGUGACCAAGGAUGAAAAGAAGAUCUACGACCAGCUGUUCAGAGCAUGGGAUGGUUUCAAUAAAGGGUUCAUUGGAGGCGACGUGGCGAUCGAAAUCAUGGGUCAGAGUGGCUUGGAACGUCAGGAUCUUGAGCGCAUCUGGACAUUGUCUGAUCCGAACAACCGGGGAAGACUGAACAUGGAUGAAUUUGCCGUCGCAAUGCAUCUGAUAUACCGGAAACUCAACGGAUAUCCUGUGCCAAAUCGUCUCCCGCCCGAACUCAUUCCCCCCUCAACGAGGAAUUUUAACGACUCUAUUGGAACCGUCAAGUCUCUACUGUCCCAGGAUGCGGAGUCUCGCAAGUCUUCUGGUGCAUUUUUACAACCUCAGCAGACUGGUGUUAGUUAUUUGAAGAAUCACUCUUUCCGUAGCGGAUCAUCCACACCUGGUGCUGGGAGGAAAGACGCAACCGUAUUUAAAAAUAAUGAUGAUGCUAUAGGAGAUCGUCGGGAGGCUGAGUCUCUCAUGGAGAGAAUUCGACGUGUUCAGGAUGAUAUCGAUACUGAUCCCAAGGCUGCGUUCCGCAUCACGGAUUCAGGAGCCGAACGCCGUUCCCUGCGAAGACAGCUCCAGUCCUACCAGGACCAACUUCCCGAAUUAGCUUCUAAUGUUCGUAAGGUUGAGCGAAGCAUUGCGGAUGCUAGGCUUGAGUUGUUCCGUCUAAAAGACGCAAAGGCUCACCCCAGUGCUGCCGCUGCGAUUGUUGGAACUGGCCCUGGUGGCACUGUUACAGAGUCUGACCGGAUCAAGGCCCGCGCGCGCGCCAGAAUGCAAGCCAGGGCUGCUGAGCUAGCUGGGAGACCGCCACCAUCUACCGAUGAUGAUGGGGCUGCAGCCCGGCGACUCGAGGAGGAGACAGCGUCUGUUAAGGCUGAGCGGGAGCGGAAUGAUGCUAUGACUAGGGAUGUGGAGGAGAGUGUUAAAGAGUUUACGCGGAGCCUUGAAGAUAGUCUGAAGGAUGUCGAUGAGAAUUCUACGCGUGAGCAUGAAAGGAGGCGGUGGGAAGAGGCUCUGGGCGUUGAGGAUACGAUCAGAGAUUUCAUCUAUGAUCUUCAGCGAGCGAGUAGGACAGCGAGAGUUCGGAAGGACGAGAGAACCGCAUCUUCCCAAAGAUCCGUAUCUAAUAACCGCUAUGAUAAUGUAUCAUCUAACGGUGACACUCUGCCAGUCCGGCCAUCUCAACCCCAAUCCACUGGCUCUCCUUCAUUGGCUGGCCUUACCCAUCAGGAACGUGUGACGUCCGCUAAAGAGCGAGCGCAGAAACGUAUUGCAGAGCGCAUGGCCGCUGCUGGACUCAAGCCAAACUCUGAUGGAAGCGGUGAAACCCUUCUCGAACGCCAGGAACGAGAAAAGCGUGAACGAGAAGAGCGACGAAAACGAGCGGAGGAGGAAGACGCGAAACGGGAACAAGAGAGACAACGACGCAUUGCUGAGGAGCAAAAUGGUCCGCCUGUCAAAGCCGCUACCACUGGCAAGAAACCUCCUCCGCCUCCAUCGCGAAAGGGUAAAGCGGAUGGCGUUAGUCCUGCGGAAACGAGGAAGCUUGGUGAUUUGAAGAAUGCUGCUAGGGAGAAGGCUGAGCAUGAGGGGAAAGAGAGGGCUCUGAGAGAGGAGCAGCUAGCUCAGGAAGCUGAGAGUCGUCGUUUAGAGGCUGAGGCCAGACAACAAGAAGAGGAACUGGCAAGAGAACGCGAAGCUGCCCAGGCCCGUCUCAGGGCAUUAGAGGAGCAGGUUAGACAGGGCAAGAUUAAGAAGCAAGAAGAAAAACGCCGGAAGCAACUUGCUGAAAAGGAAGCUAAAGAGAAGGAGGCACGACUUGCCAUUCAGCGUGCAGAGCUUGAGGCUGCACAGGCUCGGGAGAGAGAGCUACAGCGUCAACUUGAGGGUCUCGAUGAAGAAGAAUCAUCAGAUGAUGAAGGCCCCGUCGAGGUUACUCCACAAAAUAGCACUCCUACACAGAGUGCUGUUUUACCUUCAGCUACUACUACCAUGGCGUCACCUCCGUCUGUCCCACGACCUGCAACACCACCAGCAGCGCCGUUUGAGCCAGAACUAGCGUUUGAGGUCGCUUCUGCUACGAGUACCUCCAUUCCGAGUCCAGAAUCUGUCAAACAGCGUGUAGCGGCUGAUACAGAAUCGAGGAACCCUUACUUCCGUAAAAUGGGUCAGUCGGUAGAUACGCAACCACCUAGCUUCCACACGCCACCAGAACAAAUACCAGAUCCUCUUUCGACAACUGAAGUUGCACCCCCGCCUGCGUCCGCACCCGCACCUCCCAAAACCGAGAUUCAAUCAACAAACCCAUUCCACCGCCUAGCUCAGCAACAGGAGAGCCAAAAAUCCGCCUUCGCUGCCGCGCCUCUCCCUGGUCCUCUAACCCGCAAGUCCCGUGCGCGCCCUGAAGACGAUGAAUGGUCUAUCGCCGAAUCGGAAAACUCUUCUGAUGAUGAUGACGAUAGACCUGCCGGUGGCAGCGCUAAACAUCUAGCCAGCAUCCUCUUUGGCACCAUGGGCCCUCCACGUCCCCUCAGCGCGAUGGAUGAGAAACCGGAGUCUAAAUCUGCUACUCCUGUCCAGGAGAGUCCUACGGUGGCUGCGUCGCCGCCGCCACCACCACCACCACCACCUCCUCCGUCGGAACCUGCUCCAGUCACAACGCUACCACCAGCCGUUGCUGCGCAAGAUGUGGAAGAGGAUGAUGAUGAUGACGAUGAAAAUGACUUCCAAGAUGCGCCUUCAAUGCCUCCACCUCCGCCACCUCCUCCCGUUCCUGCUCCAUUCGCGGAUGCACCACCAACCGCACCCCCUCCACCACCCCCACCAGCGUUCAGCGCAGCUGCACCACCCCCACCUCCCCCUCCGCCACCUGUCGGUGGUGCCCCAGGAGGUCCUCCGCCGCCUCCACCUCCUGCUGGAGAUGCGCCGGCUAUUCCCAAGGCAGCGGUCCCUGAUGCUGGAGCUGGGAGAGGGGCGCUGUUAGCUAGUAUUCAGGCCGGGAAAGGGUUGAGGAAGGUAGAGACCAAGGAUCGGAGCGCGGCCUCAGUUUCGGGCAGGGUUCUUUGA
Molecule: messenger RNA, 4446 nt
Organism: Histoplasma mississippiense
Lineage: Eukaryota; Fungi; Ascomycota; Eurotiomycetes; Onygenales; Ajellomycetaceae
Exons: 6
Coding region: 1-4446 (1481 amino acids)
Biological process (GO): endocytosis; actin cortical patch assembly; endosomal transport
Cellular component (GO): mating projection tip; actin cortical patch; cytoplasm
Molecular function (GO): actin binding; calcium ion binding
Source: RefSeq, a predicted model, not a curated record